AUGGCUGAUAUUGAGUAUCCUAACGGCUGCAGGCCAGUAUCAGAAAACCUAGGAGCUGAUGAAUUAAUUAGGAGGCUGAAGACUCUGGCUCAUACGCUGCAGGCUAUGAGUCAAGAUGAAGGAAAGUACCAACAGUAUAUUCCUUUGGCCUUAUAUUUGGUAGAGGAACAUUUUCUAAACUAUCCUUCUCGCGAUGUUCAGCUUUUAAUAGCAUGCUGCAUAGCUGAUGUCUUGAGAGUGUUUGCUCCAGAUGCUCCUUAUAAAGAUCCAGAACAAGUCAAGACAAUAUUUGUAUUCCUGAUCAAACAAUUAUCUGGACUUAAGGAUCCUAAAGAUCCUGCAUUCAAGAGAUAUUUUUAUUUACUUGAGAAUUUAGCUUAUGUUAAAUCUUUUAACAUGUGUUUUGAACUAGAAGAUUGUCAAGAAAUAUUUUGUGCCCUUUUUACUUUAAUGUUCAAAAUUGUUAACGAUGAGCAUUCAAGUAAAGUCAAGUCAUUUAUGUUGGAUGUUUUAUGCCCCUUAAUCAAGGAAUCAGAUGUUGUUUCUAAUGAACUUUUAGACAUAAUACUUAUUAAUAUAGUGGAUCCAUACAAAACACAGCGCAAAAAUGCAUAUUUAUUGGCAAAAGAAUUAGUUGUUCAAACAAGUAAAAAUCUGGAGCCUUAUAUUCACGCUUUUUUCAACCAACAGUUAAUUCUUGAUAAAGAAGAGCGUGAGCUGAAUAUAUGUUCUAAAGUUUAUGAAUUAAUUUAUGAGCUCAACCACAUUUGUCCAACAGUACUGAUCACUGUCCUACCACAAUUGGAAUGUAAAUUAAAAUCAGCACAAGAGACUGAAAGAUUACGCGCAGUUGCUUUGCUUGCUACAAUGUUUUCAGAAAAGGACUCAACGUUAGCUUCUCAGCAUCCAGCAUUAUGGAGAGCUUUUCUGGGGCGUUUCAAUGAUAUUGCAAUAGCAAUUCGCAUUAAAUGUGUCCAGUAUUCAAUGCACUUUCUUUUGAAUCAUCCAGACCUGCGAAAAGAUAUAACUGAAACUUUAAAAUUAAGACAGCAUGAUGCAGAUGAAACAGUACGGUAUGAGGUUGUGAUGGCAAUUGUAACUACAGCUCGCAAAGAUUUUGAGGUAGUAUCAGAUUCAGAGGACUUAUUGGAAUUUGUUAAAGAAAGAACAUUAGAUAAAAAGUUUAAAAUUCGAAAAGAAGCUAUGACUGGUUUGGCGAUGAUUUACAAAAAACAUUUGAAUGAUGCUGAUGUACCUCAAGCAACUAAAAAAGCUGUCACAUGGAUAAAAGAUAAAAUAUUGCACGGAUAUUAUAUGACUGGAAUGGAAGAUAGACUUUUAGUUGAGCGAUUAUUGAAUACUUGUUUAGUUCCUUACCAACUCUCUGCUGAGGAACGAAUGAAGAAAUUAUAUCAUUUAUUGGGCACCAUUGAUGAUCAUGCAUCCAAAGCUUUUGUUGAAUUACAGAAACAUCAGUUGGCUGUAAGAAGAGCUGUCACAGAAUGGAUAGAACUACAUAAAAAACCAUUAACUCCAAUUACUGCUAAAGAGCUAGCUGCUAAAAUUCAUACAUUAUCUAGAUUUCUUCCUGAACCCGUUAAAGCACAUGAGUUCUUGACUCAAUUUUCUCAUAAUCUUCGUAAAGACACUGCUUUGAUGCAGGGUAUGGAAAUUAUAUUAAAACCAGAUGUCACAUGUAAAGAGUGUACUGAAACAUUAGCAAUAAUUUUGAAAAAACUUGGACAACCCAUUAUGACAAAUCUAUAUUAUAAUACUGUGAAAAUGUUGCUUGAAAGAGUUAGUUCUGUAAUGGUUGAUGCUGCUUCUAUUGCUGUAUUGGUUGGAUAUGUCGAUGAUUGUUUGCGUGGAGGGAACACAAUUGAUGAAGUUGGUUUAUCACCUAACAGUGCUGGGGAACGAGGGUUGAGAUUGUUGGUGAUGUUAUCUUUUGUUUUUCCUUGCCAUUUUAACAAUUUAAUUGUGUUGAAGCCGAUGUUACAAUUGUUACAACAUGAUGAUGAGAUGGUUGCUCCACUUGCACUAUCAGUAUUUACAUUUGUUGGGAAGUACAAACCAUUGGGUGAAACAUAUCCAGAGAUAUUGUUGGAACUUGCUCCACUCUGUAAACAAUAUGCUGAAGUGGGUACUCCUAAACAAGCAAAACAAGCCAUCAGGUGCAUGUAUGUAAAUAAGACAGAAAAGCCAAUUGAAUAUUUUACAGAAAUAUUGGAAGUUAUAAAAAAUUCAUUAGUUCCUGGACAUCCUAAUUACAGAACUGCUAUUGUUUCUUUAGGACAUAUUGCAUAUAAUUUACCACAAAAGUUUCCUAUUGUUAUAAAAAAUAUAGUUUCUAGAAAGAUUGUUAAAGAAUUACUUGUAAAAGAAGCUAGUGACAAUCGAGAUAUACCUGAAGGAGAAUGGUGCUCUGAAGAAGAACUGCCAGAAGAAACUAGAUGUAAAAUUGAAGGCUUAAAAACAAUGGCUAGAUGGCUUCUCGGUUUGAAACAAGAUGAGUUAUCGGCCCAAAAAACAUUUAGAAUGCUGAAUGCUUUUAUAAUUCACAAAGGAGAUUUGUUGCAACAAGGAAAUUUAUCGGAUGCCGAAAUGUCUUGGUUAAGAUUAUCUGCUGGCACUGCUAUGUUGAAAAUUUGUGAACAGAAGGGAGUUGGUGAUCAGUUCACUGCAGAACAGUUUUAUAAUUUGUCACAACUUAUGGUUGAUCCCGUGGCAAAAGUUCGAGAAAUUUUUGCUGGUAAAUUACAUAAAGGUUUGGGCCGUGGAAUACCAAAUAAAUGCCUUCCAUUAGAUUUUAUGGGAUUCUAUGCUUUGAGUGGCUAUGAAACUGAUCGUAGAUUAGCUAAUUCGUUAAGAGUUUAUACGGAAACAGAUGUUGUGAGAAGGCGAGAAUAUGUUAAAACUAUAACGAAUGGCACACAAGUGGAAAAAGCCAUGACUCAAUUAACUCAUAUUUUACCUGAUUAUAUGCUGGUAUUUGCUAUUCCUGUGCUAGCACAUGACCCCAGAUUUACUAGAUAUGAUGAAGUGCAUCAAUUGAAAACUAUUGAACGUUGUCUUUGGAAUAUUUUGGAACCUUUAGUAUCACAAAAAGAGUUUUACUCUUUUGGAUUCUACAAAAAUCUGAUUGAGAGAAUGAAAAAUCACAAAGAUGCACUUAAUAGUAAUGAUGAUUCUAUGAAUUAUAAAUUAUGGGCUAUAUGUGAUUUAGCUAUGGGCUUAAUACUAUCAAAGACUUCAAAUUAUGAUCUCAAAGAAUAUCCAUCAGAAACAAGGAUACCUUCGAUGUAUUUCCAACCACAGCCUGACAACUUUGUUAAUACAAAAAUAUACAUUCCUCCUGAAGUGCAGGUCCAAACAAUAAAGAAGGCAGUAACCUUAUCUAUAGUACCUGAAAAUAAAGGAAUAAAGAGAAAAGCGAAAAGAAUUCUAGUAGGAGUCGGUCCACAAGGAACUGAUGUAGAGCAGCUAUUUAGAGGAUGUAUAGAUGCUCAGCCUAGUGAGGCAUCAGAAACAAAAAUCCAAUUGCCAGGCUUAGAUGAUGAUAUUUCUUCAAAUGAGCCUGUUGCAAAGCGAGCGUUGAGAGCAAGCUAACAGAAAUAUUUUAAAAAUUGAUGUGAAACCAAACUUAUUUACAUUGUAUGGAUGCUUAAAAUCGAAUGAUAGAUUAUUUAAUGACAACUGAUUGUGAUUCGUAUUUUUAUGCUUUGUUAAUUUUAAUUCAGUACAAUAUAUUAAGGAAAGCCUGAAAUAUAAAACUUAAUGCGUAUAUGCAUCUAACUUAAUCAUAGAUAGUGAAAAGCAAGAAAUUUUUAUAUCUGAAAAGUUGAUUGCGAGGAUAUCAGAACUGAAUGUUGUGGGUUUUACUUUAUCAUUUUUGUUUAUUAAAUCUAGGAAAUAUAUUUGAUAAAUAAAUUUUCUGUAUCUGUUGUACAUAAUUAAUGCAAACUAUACAGUUUAUUUUGUA
This is a messenger RNA of Ctenocephalides felis (cat flea), 3982 nucleotides long. It is a transcript of the gene pds5, whose product is annotated as sister chromatid cohesion protein PDS5 homolog B. Gene Ontology annotation, biological process: DNA repair; mitotic sister chromatid cohesion. The record is from RefSeq and is a predicted model, not a curated record. The coding region runs from base 1 to 3609 and encodes 1202 amino acids. The transcript is spliced from 22 exons. NCBI's taxonomy places the organism in Eukaryota, Metazoa, Arthropoda, Insecta, Siphonaptera, Pulicidae. Gene Ontology annotation, cellular component: nucleus; chromatin.